AUGGGAGGUGACAAGAAUGCGGAAGUGGAGGACAAAAGGUACAAAGUUGCAAACAGGGCGACCUACGCUGUAGCAGGUGCAUGGGCGGGACGGGCAGCAUUUAAGGCGGACGACACCUCCCCUGGGCAGCGGCUGGCGAUCGGCUGCGGAGGUGCGCGCAGGACCAGUGAGGUCGUGGGUACCUCCAUCACUAAUACCGUCGCCAACACCAACGCCGCCGCCGCGGGACCCGACCACCGCUCCAUUCACUGCCGUUGCCUCGGGUCCCCAUCCCUCCAGCAACUGGCCCCAGGCGCCCCUAGAACAACAUGCGCCAGGAGAGAGAGCCCCUUCAGAAAACCCACCUAGGGCCAACCUUGCACUCUGCUUCUCUUUCAGAAAAAGGUAAAUAUUUACUCCGUGGAGCUGGAUCCAGCUGCAGACAGCAAGCGGACAGAGCGAAGUGGCAAGAAGGACAACCACUCGGAACUCAAGAGGAAUCAACAGAAAGAGGAACUUAAGAAAGAACUUGAUCUGGAUGACCACAAACUCAGCCCUAAGGACCUGGAAAAAAGAUAUGGCACGGACAUCAUUAGGGGUCUCUCCAGCGCCCGAGCUGCUGAGCUCCUGGCUCAGAAUGGACCCAAUGCCCUCACCCCUCCCAAGCAGACACCAGAAAUCAUCAAGUUCCUCAAGCAGAUGGUGGGAGGAUUCUCCAUUCUUCUGUGGAUAGGGGCCAUCCUGUGUUGGAUCGCAUACGGGAUUCAGUAUGUCAACAGCCCAUCGGUGUCCCUGGACAAUGUGUACUUAGGCGCUGUACUUGCCGUGGUUGUCGUUUUAACCGGAAUCUUCGCUUAUUACCAAGAGGCGAAAAGCACCAACAUCAUGGCCAGCUUCAACAAGAUGAUCCCCCAGCAAGCUCUUGUCAUCCGCGACUCGGAGAAAAAAGUCAUCCCUGCAGAUCAGCUGGUGGUGGGGGACAUUGUGGAGAUUAAAGGAGGAGACCAGAUCCCUGCGGACCUCAGGCUGCUGGCUGCCCAGGGAUGUAAGGUAGAUAACUCAUCUCUCACUGGGGAAUCUGAGCCCCAGUCCCGCUCAACUGAGUGUACCCACGAAAACCCCUUGGAAACAAAGAACAUCAGCUUCUACUCCACGACCUGCCUGGAAGGUACAGCCACCGGCAUGGUCAUCAACACGGGUGACCGGACCAUCAUCGGGCGCAUUGCGUCCUUAGCGUCAGGCGUUGGGAAUGAGAAGACGCCCAUCGCCCUGGAGAUUGAGCACUUUGUGCACAUUGUGGCGGGCGUGGCCGUCUCCGUGGGGAUCCUGUUCUUCAUCAUCAUGGUGUCCAUGAAGUACUAUAUCCUAGAUGCCAUCAUCUUCCUUAUUGCCAUCAUAGUGGCCAAUGUGCCCGAGGGCCUCCUGGCCACUGUCACUGUGUCCCUGUCACUCACAGCCAAGCGGAUGGCCAAGAAGAACUGCCUGGUGAAGAACCUGGAGGCCGUGGAAACCCUUGGCUCCACCUCCAUCAUCUGCUCUGACAAGACUGGGACUCUGACACAAAACAGGAUGACCGUGGCCCAUCUGUGGUUUGACAAUCAAAUCUUCGUGGCUGACACGAGUGAAGACAAUUUAAACCAAGCCUUUGACCAAAGCUCUGGCACCUGGACCUCCUUGUCCAAGAUCAUCACAUUGUGUAACCGAGCUGAGUUCAGGCCGGGACAGGAAAGUGUCCCCAUCAUGAAGAGAAUUGUGGUUGGAGAUGCCUCAGAAACUGCUCUGUUGAAAUUCUCUGAGGUUGUUUUAGGUGAUGUUAUGGAAAUUAGGAGAAGAAACCACAAAGUAGUCGAAAUUCCUUUCAAUUCAACCAACAAGUUUCAGCUUUCCAUACACCGGAUGGAAGAUCCCAAUGACAAGCGCUUCCUGUUGGUGAUGAAGGGAGCCCCAGAGAGGAUCCUAGAGAAGUGCAGCACCAUCAUGAUCCAUGGCGAGGAGCAGCCACUGGACCAGAACAAUGCUCAGGCCUUCCACACAGCCUACAUGGAGCUGGGUGGACUGGGCGAGCGUGUGUUGGGUUUCUGCCAUUUCUACUUGCCAACAGAUGAGUUUCCAGAAGACUACUCAUUUGAUUCAGAAACUAUGAACUUUCCCACCUCUAACUUCUGUUUUGUUGGGCUCUUAUCAAUGAUUGACCCUCCUCGAUCCACUGUGCCAGAUGCAGUCAGCAAGUGCCGGAGUGCAGGGAUCAAGGUUAUCAUGGUGACAGGUGACCAUCCCAUCACAGCCAAAGCCAUUGCCAAGAAUGUAGGGAUCAUCUCGGCCAACAGUGAGACAGUGGAAGACAUUGCGAAACGCUGCAACAUUGCUGUAGAGCAGGUUAAUAAACGGGAAGCCAAGGCUGCCGUGGUAACUGGCAUGGAGCUGAAGGACAUGAGCCAGCAGCAGCUGGAUGAGCUCUUAGUCAACUAUCCGGAAAUCGUGUUUGCACGGACGUCCCCACAGCAAAAACUGAUCAUCGUGGAGGGCUGUCAGAGGCAGGAUGCAGUUGUUGCUGUGACAGGGGAUGGGGUGAACGACUCUCCAGCUCUAAAGAAAGCCGACAUUGGCAUUGCCAUGGGAAUAGCAGGUUCUGAUGCAGCCAAAAACACAGCCGACAUGAUCUUGCUGGAUGACAACUUUGCAUCUAUAGUCACAGGGGUGGAGGAAGGUCGCCUGAUAUUUGACAACCUGAAGAAGACCAUCGCUUACACCCUGACCAAGAACUUUGCGGAACUCUGCCCCUUCUUGAUUUACAUCGUUGUUGGGCUGCCCCUGCCUAUUGGCACCAUCACCCUCCUGUUCAUCGACCUGGGCACAGAUAUCAUACCCUCCAUUGCCUUGGCAUACGAGAAAGCGGAAAGUGACAUUAUGAACAGGAAGCCUCGGCACAAGAAGAAGGACAGACUAGUGAACGAUCAGCUUGCCAUAUACUCUUACCUGCACAUUGGCCUCAUGCAGUCCCUGGGAGGUUUUCUGCUGUACUUCACUGUGUAUGCACAGCAGGGCUUCCGACCCACUACUUUAUUUUACCUGCGGGAAACGUGGGAGAGCGAUUACGUGAAUGAUUUGGAAGACAACUACGGACAGGAGUGGACAAGGUACCAGAGGGAAUACCUGGAAUGGACAGGCUACACAGCCUUCUUUGUUGCCAUCAUGGUCCAGCAAAUAGCAGAUCUGAUCAUCAGAAAGACCCGCAGGAACUCCAUCUUCCAGCAGGGGCUCUUCAGAAAUAAAGUCAUCUGGGUGGGGAUUGCCUCACAGAUCAUUGUCGCCCUGCUCCUCUCUUACGGUCUCGGCAGCAUCCCGGCCCUAAGCUUCACCAUGCUAAGGGCUCAGUACUGGUUUGUGGCCGUUCCCCAUGCCAUCCUGAUCUGGGUAUACGAUGAAAUGAGGAAAUUCUUCAUCAGGCGCUACCCUGAGAGCUGGUGGGAUAAAAACAUGUAUUAUUAAGACCA
Ochotona princeps (American pika) is the source of this 3473-nucleotide messenger RNA. RefSeq names its product ATPase H+/K+ transporting non-gastric alpha2 subunit (gene ATP12A). Gene Ontology annotation, molecular function: ATP binding; P-type sodium:potassium-exchanging transporter activity; ATP hydrolysis activity. Gene Ontology annotation, cellular component: membrane. The record is from RefSeq and is a predicted model, not a curated record. Gene Ontology annotation, biological process: intracellular sodium ion homeostasis; potassium ion import across plasma membrane; sodium ion export across plasma membrane. NCBI's taxonomy places the organism in Eukaryota, Metazoa, Chordata, Mammalia, Lagomorpha, Ochotonidae. The transcript is spliced from 24 exons.